GGGGACUUGGGCAAUAAUGUGGUCAGUGUGAGGACAAAUAAUCUGACUCUUGGCUCAGGAAAUUGCCCAAAUGUGAAAUUAUUUUCUCUGAAAUUAGUCUUACUGUGUCCUGGAUUCUACAGAUUCUGUUGUCUCCUCCAUGAAUGUUUGCUGUCUUUUCUCCACUCUACCAUAAAUAUUAGGCAGUUACGGUAUUUGAAGUUUAUAUGCUAUGGUUUAUGUUAAUAUUCAGAAAAUAUUGUUAAGGCCAGAAGGAGAGGUACAUUUCUGUUGUGAAAGUGGUGAUGAACUCAAUUUUCUGAGGCUAUAAAAUGCACAUCAGUGUACUACAUUUUCAGUUUCUGCUCUUGGUUUUAAAUUGUCCCUGUUACUUGUCCUGAAUGCUGUAUUAGUAUGUAGCCUAGAUGCUGGUACUGUACCCAUUGUGAAACAGUCCUCUAAAAUGUGCUUAUUUGUAUUUCCAGAAAGAUCAUGGAUUGCUACAAGAAGUAUGCAGCUGUCACUUUGACCAUUUUGUCUGUAUUUCUGCAUCUUCUUCAUACUUUCCCAGAUGGAGAAUUUCUCAUGCAGGGUUGUCCAGAGUGCAAGCUAGGGGAGAACAGAUUCUUUUCAAAACCAGGAGCCCCCAUUUACCAGUGCACUGGGUGCUGUUUCUCCCGGGCCUAUCCCACUCCAAUGAGAUCCAAGAAGACCAUGCUUGUUCCAAAAAACAUUACAUCGGAAGCAACGUGCUGCGUAGCAAAGGCUUUCACCAAGAUUACCCUUAAGGACAAUGUGAAGAUAGAGAACCACACAGACUGUCACUGCAGUACCUGCUACUAUCAUAAAUCUUAAAGCCUGUCCCUUUGUUAAUGGGAUCACAGGACAACGGUGAAGGGAAUAUUUGUUUUUCAGCUUUUAUAGCACUGCUGUGUAUAAUCUUAUGUUUUCUGGUCAAGACACCAAGUAGACUUUUGAAUGAGAUGGAUGGCUGUUUUAUUUCCUCUUUGCUUCUUCAUGCAUUUAAGUAAGUUUAACUAUUUCCAUUAGGGAUUAGAUGCAGCACUUGCAUGACAACCAUAAGCAUGACAACCAUAAGCUUGAUCUGUUUUCGAAAUAAACUGUCAGAUAAAUCGUC
Molecule: messenger RNA, 1117 nt
Organism: Phasianus colchicus (ring-necked pheasant)
Lineage: Eukaryota; Metazoa; Chordata; Aves; Galliformes; Phasianidae
Source: RefSeq, a predicted model, not a curated record